Ruditapes philippinarum (Manila clam) is the source of this 1315-nucleotide messenger RNA. RefSeq lists its product as uncharacterized. The record is from RefSeq and is a predicted model, not a curated record. The coding region runs from base 1 to 786 and encodes 261 amino acids. Lineage: Eukaryota; Metazoa; Mollusca; Bivalvia; Venerida; Veneridae. Gene Ontology annotation, molecular function: tumor necrosis factor receptor binding. Gene Ontology annotation, biological process: immune response. The transcript has 5 exons. Gene Ontology annotation, cellular component: membrane.
AUGAACAUGAAUGUAAAGAAAAGGUUAUUUGUCAGACUGGUUGUGUUAGCAGCAUGCCUUGAACUUGUCCUGGUACCUUUAGUAGUGAAACGGUUCCUGCCACGACAUACCGAAACAAGGUUUUGUUUCAAUAACGAGAAUAUUGUAAAAGGAAAUCCUGAAUGGGUUGAACAUCUCAAAUCCAAGAAAGGGGAGACUGUAAUUGACGGGUCAUAUUGCGUUGAAGCUAGUAAGGCGAUAGAUGCUAUUGCGUCAAAGAUGACUCAAGCAAGAUAUGACAAAGAUGCAAACCCUGAACAUAACUUAUCAAAUCUAACCAUGUUCAACUGUGAAAUUGAGGAAAGAAACAUAUCAAAAAUACAGCUUAAGUUCAAAGGAGCAAGAUUAAAGUCAGGUGAAAGCUCAAAGAUAUUCUGGAAGUCGGAUAUAAGGUUCGGCAGCGAUGUACAGUAUAUAGUCGAAGAAGGAGCGAUUUCUAUCAAGAAAUCCGGUCAAUAUUUUAUUAAUGUACAACUUACAAUCAGAAUGAAUGUCGGAAGCUUUUCAGACGAUGUGAACAAACUUGUGAAACUUCAAGUUAUUCAGGUGAAACAAAGAAGUGAGGUCAUUAUUGUUGAGAAUGUUCAUGCCGUGUGUCAAAUACCUGAUGAACAAAGUGAACAGUCAAUCAACGUUGGUGCAGCAUUUCAGCUGAAGGAAAAUGACAAGUUUUAUGUGGCCUUUUCACAUCCAAAUUUACUUUCAACGGGAAAUGGGAGGGAUCAUUUUAGUAUUCAUGCCAUAUGAAUGCAAUAUUUUAAAAUCUGUCUUUUGUUUGUUUCAUUUUACGCCUUUUUCCCUACAGUAUUUCAGUCAUAUAGGCGGGUAGCUUCCUAACCUUCGUUCCUGGAGAGUUACACCAGUACAAGACUACCUUCCUCUCCGCGCUAAACUACCAAAGCAUCUCCCGGGGAUCGAACCCAACCAGAGAGGUAACUGGAUUAGAAGACAUCGACUCUAACCCCUCGACCACGAAGGCGGUUUAAACUCUGUCAAAUUUUUUUGACAUCUUAAAUGGCAGCUAGAGUUAUUACCCGUUUUUUAGAGGAGGGCUGUUUUGUUGGAUUCUAGCUUACACUUUUUUAUCAAAUUAUUACAUAAUAAUUCAUAAUAUUUCUCAGGAAGUAUAUCAUAUUGAAUCUUCAAGAAUAUCGUUACUAAGACAUAAGGCCUUAAAUUUUAACUUAGAAUUAUGUUUAUGUUGAAACUUAGUGACAUUGAUUAUGUAUUGUUUUAUGGACAUUUCAUUCUCAACUUGUUGACUAUUUUACUAAGU